AUGUCGACGGCGCCGCCACUGGGUUCAAAGCCAAAGCGCCCGCCUAAGCGGUUCGCGCCACUUGAUCCGACAGCACAGCAUGACGAGACUCUCCCGAAGCUCAAGGGUAUCGUAUUCGAUGUGGAUGGGACGUUAUGUCUCCCUCAGAACUACAUGUUUCGCGAGAUGCGGUCUGCCUUGGGCAUCCCGAAAUCCGUCGACAUAAUUGACCAUCUACGCUCUUUGUCCAACGAGCCCGACGGGGAGCAUCCCGCAGCCGAACCGCCGCAUGCACCCCUUGACCCGACGCAACCGCCUUCUGAGGAAAUGCUCUCCCCGACCAGCGACACCGACCCGGACCCGGCGCCGUCAUCGCCCCAGUCACGCGCGGUAGGUAUGAUCAAGGCCAUCGAGCGUCGGGCCAUGACCUCCCAGCGCCCUCAGCCUGGGUUGCAGGAGUUGAUGGCUUACCUUACGAGCCGCCGUGUGCCCAAGGCGUUGUGUACGAGAAACUUCCCGGCCCCGGUGCACCAUCUUCUCAGCAAUUUUCUGCCGGACGAGAAGUUCCAUCCCAUCAUAACGCGGGAGACGAAGGGAGUCCAGCCGAAACCUAGUCCAGAGGGACUGUGGACGAUCGCGACGCAGUGGGGACUUGAUAAGGAUGUUGAUGACCGCGUGUUGGACAGUAUCACGGUUCGGAGUGGUCCGGAGGGCGAGAUUGAGGUUGAUCCGUUGGAGGUCACGAAGAGGGUGCUCGGGUCGGGCUUGAUCAUGGUGGGAGACAGCAUGGACGACAUGGCCAGUGGGUAUAGAGCUGGUGCGGCGACUGUGUUGUUGCUCAACGAUGAGAAUCAGGAGUUGGGAAAUCAUGAAUAUACUGGGCUGUGUGUGAGGAGGCUGGAUGAAUUGAUUGGUAUUCUAGAAAGGGGUUUUGAGGAGAAGAGUUCGUCGUAA
Exophiala spinifera is the source of this 933-nucleotide messenger RNA. RefSeq lists its product as uncharacterized. Lineage: Eukaryota; Fungi; Ascomycota; Eurotiomycetes; Chaetothyriales; Herpotrichiellaceae. The transcript has 2 exons. The record is from RefSeq and is a predicted model, not a curated record. The coding region runs from base 1 to 933 and encodes 310 amino acids.